AUGUCAUCCUCCUCAGAAUCUGAAGACGAAGACAUGAAACUAAUUGCAGCUGCUGUCGAUCCAAGUUUAUUCAACAACGAGUUUUAUAAGCCAAAAGAUAAAAAUGACAGUAAAGUUGAGGAACCAAAAAAGGAACUAAAAUCUCAAAGAUAUUUGGAUAAUGCUGAAAAUGUCUUUCUAAGUGAAUUAAAUGUCAGUGAAAGUAUGCAGCAGUUUAUUGGCAAGAAAAUGUCUAAGCUGAUUGAGGAAUCGAUAGAGUUCAUUGACAUCACGAAGGGCUUAAAAGAAGAUCCAGAAGAGAAUUCUUUAAAGCUUCUUAGAGGAACCAAUGAAGUUAUUACUAUAAAUGAAGGCAAUAACGACUACAUCCAGCAAGUUAAAGUUCCAAUAAAGAGAAGAAAAGUCGAUCCAGAUGAUGUAAAAGAAUCAACGAAAAUCAAGCAAGCAUCAACAGACAUUAACAAGAUCAGUCAUGAAGUAAGUCAAUGGGGCGAAAGGAACCGCCAUAAAGUAAUUAAAUACAAGAAAGGAAAGGAUGAUAAAUGUCAUAUGAUUGAAGAACCAAAUGAAUUUUCGAAGGCACGCUGUAGAAAUGGCUGGAAUGAGUCAAAAAUCAAAAAUGCAAAAUAUUUUAAUCAAGCUUUAUGUAGAAUAAUUAAUAAGAAAUAA
Chironomus riparius is the source of this 669-nucleotide messenger RNA. NCBI's taxonomy places the organism in Eukaryota, Metazoa, Arthropoda, Insecta, Diptera, Chironomidae. The record is from the annotation of a GenBank genome assembly.